UGAAAAUGGCGGAUAAAUGUGUUGUCAAUAAACAAACUAGAGCAGCUUCAAACAUAGAGCAGUAACCCUGUCAAAAACUUUGGAGGAGUAAAAGGCAAAAUGUCUAGCAAACCUAAAAAAAAGGUGAGCAGCUCAGAAGACACAAGUUCCAGUAGCAGCAGUGAUAGCAGUUCAUCUUCAUCAUCAUCAGGAAGUGAUUCUAGUAGUUCAGAUUCUGAAAGUUCACAAGCUUCGGCACCAAAGCAGUGCAAUAAAAAAAAAGUGAACCGAACACGAGUGUCCAGCACCAAUUCCAGUUCAGAUUCUGCUCCCAAGAAAGAAACUCCAGUUAAGAAGGAAGAACCCAAGAAAAAGCAAAAUAAUGCUCCGACAAAGGCAAAGCCACCCCAGCCAUCAAAGAAACCAGCAGCCGCUGCAGUGCCUGCAAAAGCUGUUAAAAAGCCCCCUGCUAAGAACAGCACACCAGUCAAAAAGCAACCUCAACCAAGUUCAAGUGCAACCGUUUCUGAAGCAAGCAACAAAAGUCCUAAACUUCAGCAGAAGAUGAGGAGUAUUUUCAGCCCUGAAAAUAGCAGCAUGAGUAGUGAUAGUGAUGUUCCAACAAUUCCCAAGAAAAGUGCAGUGUUGCAGUCAUCUGAAGCAUCGGAUACAGACACAGAGUCUGGGAAUCAGGUCAACCAACCCAAGUCAAAAGGUCCCCGUGCAAGAGUCCAACCAAGACCAGCAGCUAGGAAAUCAUCUGAAAGUGAAGCAGAGACUAAAACAAAGGGAAAACAACCUGCGAGGAAAUUAACGAGAUCUUCCAGUGCCCGAAUAAGAAAAAGUAAGCACGUCAUUGGUAAAGUUUCCGAUUCGGAUUCCGAAGUCGAAGUUCCAGUCAGUAACAAAUCGAGCAGUGCAACGGGUAAACGGAAACCAGCUGCUGCAAAGGGAAAAUCGUCAUCUAUUGGCAAUCGCAAACUUACACCCAAAGAAAUCAGCAGCUACAGUGGCAGCGCUCCGUCUUCUCAUGAGAGCUGUAACACUCCGUCAGUAGAAGAGAAGAAGUGCCCAAUGGCUGGCUGCGAUUCCUCAGGUCAUUUAAAUGGAAAAACUGACCGCCACUUAAGUUUGCAAGCCUGCCCCUCUUAUCACAAUUUAACCAUGUCUGAAUGCGCUGCCCUACGUCUCAACGCAGAAUCUCAAAUCAACCACUGGUCCGCCAUUAGUACAAAUCGACAAGAUUUUCAUGUUCGAACUCCAAGAUCACCGCGAUCAUCUGGCCCGACAAGUGAACAGUUAAAGGAACAACAAAAAGUACGCCAAGCACGCGCUCAAAAAUCUGAACGAAAAGAAAUCGAUACAUCAGCACCAGCCGAGCUGGACGAAAACGCAGAAGAUAAGUGGAGAGAAAGAGAACCUAACCUAACCGGCCUCACCUCAGAAUACGAUCUGGCGUUAUUCCGGGCAUCCCAGGCUGAAGCCAGCACCAAAUAUGAGGAUGAACUGAAGAGUUUACCAUCUGCGGGCGGUUUACGAUUCAUCGAGAUGGGGAGGUUCGAGAUGGAAGUUUGGUAUCAAAGCCCGUAUCCUGACGAUUUAGCCCGGCUACCGAAACUCUACCUAUGCGAGUUUUGUUUAGUGUAUAUGCGGUCACGUACCGUGUUGAGACGGCAUGCCGCCAAGUGUGUCUGGAGACAUCCACCUGGUGACGAGAUUUAUCGGGCGCCUUUUCUAUAUAAUUCCAGGAAAGAAAAGGUCAGCGUCUGGGAAGUGGACGGACAAGAAAAGAAAACCUACUGCCAGAAUCUCUGCCUCUUGGCCAAGUGCUUCCUCGAUACCAAAACUCUUUACUACGAUGUCGAACCCUUUCUUUUCUAUGUUAUGACGGUCGCCGACUCGGAGGGCUGUCACAGUGUUGGAUAUUUCAGCAAAGAGAAAAAUUCUUUCCUCAAUUACAAUGUUUCGUGUAUUAUGACACUGCCUCCAUACCAACGCCAAGGCUACGGUCGACUCUUGAUCGAUUUCAGUUAUUUGCUGACGCGAACGGAGGGUAAAGUUGGUUCGCCUGAAAAGCCGCUCUCCGAUUUGGGUCUGAUCUCUUACCGAUCCUAUUGGAAGGACGUGUUGUUGGAACAUGUCUGCUCCUACCCGGGCAAAGAGAUCUCCAUCAAGGACCUUAGCCAAGAGAUGGCCAUCAAUGCUUACGACAUUGUCAGCACGUUGCAGGCACUGGGCAUGAUGAAGUAUUGGAAAGGGAAGCACAUAGUUUUGAAGAAACGAGACGUUAUUGAAGAGUAUCAGGAAAGAGCAAAGCGACGUGGGCCAGAGUGGAGGCACACUGAUUCAAAGUACUUAAGAUGGCGACCUUUUGUUGUGCCACAAGAGACGCCACCAUGAAAAACAUUUUUUUUUUUUUUCAAUUUAGCUGAAAUUCGUGUUUAUGUUCGUAUAAUAAUAUUUCGCUCACCCGUUUAUCUUGCGCUACUGUUCUCUGUUACUUUCCCCAUCCCCAACCCCCCUGAAAAAUAAAAGUGGUCGUUAUUUCGCAACCAAUAGAUGGCAGUAGUUAAUA
This is a messenger RNA of Daphnia pulex (common water flea), 2554 nucleotides long. It is a transcript of the gene chm, whose product is annotated as histone acetyltransferase KAT7-like. Gene Ontology annotation, molecular function: zinc ion binding; histone acetyltransferase activity. Bases 100 to 2379 code for a protein of 759 amino acids. The transcript has 10 exons. Gene Ontology annotation, cellular component: nucleus. NCBI's taxonomy places the organism in Eukaryota, Metazoa, Arthropoda, Branchiopoda, Diplostraca, Daphniidae. The record is from RefSeq and is a predicted model, not a curated record. Gene Ontology annotation, biological process: regulation of DNA-templated transcription.